Molecule: messenger RNA, 1493 nt
Organism: Eufriesea mexicana
Lineage: Eukaryota; Metazoa; Arthropoda; Insecta; Hymenoptera; Apidae
Product: suppressor of cytokine signaling 4
Exons: 3
Coding region: 228-1493 (421 amino acids)
Biological process (GO): protein ubiquitination; phosphatidylinositol phosphate biosynthetic process; intracellular signal transduction
Cellular component (GO): phosphatidylinositol 3-kinase complex
Molecular function (GO): 1-phosphatidylinositol-3-kinase regulator activity
Source: RefSeq, a predicted model, not a curated record
CAUUCUUGUGUUGACUACAUUUACUCAGCAUAAGAAUAAUUCAUAAUUCAUGGUUGUGAAGCACUAAAUUGCAGUGAAGUUUUUCAAAUUUCUAAGAAAAAAUUAUAAUCGUGAAGAGAAAAGAAGUUAAGGAAUAGAUGGCGUGUGAAAUAAUCUUUGAUAAGAUAGUAGAAGAGAACCCUUUCUUCAACUUGGAACCAGUUUGAAGGGUCGCCCAACAUUUGAAUAUGAUAAGUCAAACAUCGGAGGAGUUGAUCACGACUGCACCAACUAGUGCAGCGAAAACAUCAAAUCAAUGUUUGAAGCCACGGAAGUUGAACACCAGAACAUUUGAUUUUCUUUGGUGGCGUGAUUCACGACGUGAAAACAUAUUAAAAAAGAAAGAGAUUCAGAAAAAAAAAGAAGAUUUGAUAGAUGUUAAAAUCAUUGAAAGCAAAGCGAAAAAUACUUUUUCCCAUAAAACGUCUUUCGAUUUUUUUAAUAAUAUUAAAAAACAUAUGCAGAUUAAAAAGUUGACACGUAAAUCCAAGCAAAGAACAAAGGAAAUCGAAGAAUCUAGCUUACAAACUAAUAUAAACUAUGAUCAAAUAGUGCUUCAAAAGAACAGACCUAUGAUUCCUAUGCAAGAAAAUAAUGUCCCUGAAAUAAAAUGUGAAAAGACUGGUAAGAAUUCUGAUAAUCUAAGUAACAAUGAAACUUUAACUACUACAGAAAUAUCACAAAAUGAAUGUAUCUCAGAGAAUUUAAAUGAAACAAUAAAAAGUUGUAUUGAUACUAAAGAGAAAUUAGAAAUAAUUAAUACACAAGUUAUUGAUAAGUUUGAAACAGAUACUAAUCAUGAAAGUAUUUCUAACAUAUAUCAAUCAUGCUCCAAUAAUGAAGCACAACAGUUAGAACCCAAAACAAUAAUAGAAAAUAAUAUAGCAGAACAGCAAGUUGAAAAUAUUAAGGAAAAUAUAGAGGAUAGUAGAAAUAAUGAUAAUAAAGUAAAAGCAAGUCUCACAGAAGAAUUGCUUAAGUUAAGUAAUUAUGGAUGGUAUUGGGGUCCAAUAUCAAGUAAUGAAGCUGAUGCCAAACUUAUAUCAGAACCAGAUGGUGCAUUCUUAGUUAGGGACUCUUCAGAUGACAGAUAUGUCCUAACCCUUAGCUUUAAGUCAUCUGGCAAAUUGCUCCAUGCUCGUUUGGAACAUAGUGGUGGUUUGUUCUCUUUAUGCAACCAAAGUGAAAGUGAAGGAUUUAGUUCAGUGGCUGAUUUAAUUGACUAUUCGAUGAAUUUUAGUCAAACAGCAGUUUUUUGCUAUUCACGACCUAGAUAUCCUGGUUAUCCAUCUUUUCCAGUUAGAUUGACAAAGCCAGUAAGCAGGUUUACUCAAGUUCGAAGUUUGCAAUAUCUUUGUCGUUUUGUUAUACGUCAAAAUACUAGAUUAGACAAUAUUCAUAAAUUACCUUUACCAAAAACUAUCAAAGGUUACAUAGAAGAAGCACAUUAUUAA